Molecule: messenger RNA, 185 nt
Organism: Perkinsus marinus ATCC 50983
Lineage: Eukaryota; Perkinsozoa; Perkinsida; Perkinsidae
Exons: 2
Source: RefSeq, a predicted model, not a curated record
AUGUAUCCCCAGCGCCACGGCUGUUCUUCAGUGAUUCCUGAUAGCUCCUCAUGCUGCUCCGUAUGCCUGUCGUCUUACCAGACUGAUGAUGUUGUUACUGUACUCAAAUGUGGUCACUUGUUCCACGAUGAAUGUGUACGCAAAUGGAUAGCUCUAGCCCACGUCCCAGCAUGCCCAUUGUGUCG